UUGAUUUUGUCAGUGGCCGUGUUCGGUUGUCGGCGAGUUAACGGCACGCCUAUCAAAAGCCGCUCAAAGCCCAGCUUUUACUUAAGUUUCGAGCAACAAAACAAGCACAGCCGAUAAAAGUGUUGAAACUCUUUCUUUUAGGUCUUUUAGUUGUGUUUUUAUUAUUUGUUCUGUGCGUGCGUCUUUUGUUCUUGUACGUUACAUUAUCAUGUAAAAAAGAAAACAAUACAGAAAAAGCUGCAUCGCUUAUCAGACGCUCCCGAUUACAGACCUGUAUAUACAUUGUACAAAAGUAAGAAUCAACGUGUGGCACGUUAUCAGCUCCGUAAAAAGAAACAACAAAAAAACCAAAAGCGAUCUCAAAAGAACAAAAAAAAAGGUGCCGAUGAUUUCCAGUACGGCUGUUACCAACGACAACAGCAACAAUAACAGCAGAAAGAACAAGAAACUGACAUUGACAGAGAGAGAGCCACAAAACAUUUGAACCUUUCCAUCGUCAGCGGAUCUAUGGUGUGCGCUGGAUAUUGUGCAACAUACUCAGCGUUGUGAGGGGGAAUUCGGCCAGAAGGCAAGCUGAAAACUUUGUUGCCGAUACCAAUGAAAACCAAUGAAAACGGCGACUGCAAAUAUAGUGUAUACGAGUCAAGCACAAACCGAACAGUUGCUAAAGAACAGCUAAAGCGAAGAAAGUUUGGGCCUCGCAGUCAUACGUACAAGUGCCUAAAUCAUAAUCCAAUUUCGCGACGCAUUUAUGUGCCACAGACGUGCAACAGGCUCAAGAUACUUGAACCGAGUCUUAGUCUCAAUCUGAAUCUGAAUCUAAGCCGCAAUUCCUGACCAGAGCCAAGUGCAAACGCAAGUUCAAGUUGUUGUUGUUGACGCGUUUUUUUCCCGUUGUUUUUUCUGUUUAUCUUUUUGGCAACAACACCCACCGCGGUGCAUGUUUUGUUUUUGUUUUCGAUUCGACUGCCUGUUGCACAAAAGCCAGUCGCUGCAGUUGCCUUAAUUGCCUCGACAGCCGCAACAAUCAACUGACGACGCUAUUAAACAAUCGAAAACGAAAUUCAGCAAGUGAAUACUUACUUAAAAACAGAGAAAGAGUGAGAAAGAGAGAAAGACAGUGAGAGAGUGUCCGACGAAGACAGCCGCAUAAAGCCAAGUGUAGAUUGUGAAUGACAACGGGCCAGCUCCUUCAGUUGGUUGCCAACAGCUUGAGCAACCUGGCCCAGUUGCUGACGAGUUUCCUUUUAGCCGAGCACACGGGAGGCACUCUACCUGAAACUGCCGCAACUGGAACCAGGUAACUGGUCUCUGAUAUUAUCAGCGAGUGCAGUCUACCUGGCCACAAAUACAAUAAUACACUCAAACAAACACAUAUACACACCAAUGUACUCGGCUGUUGAUUAUUACGCGGAAAUGGGACAAAUCUCACAAGAUUGCUCGUCCACAGAUUUUGAUAUGGAUGAUCUCGAUGAAUGCGAUCAGGUGACACAAGUGAUUGGCUAUCAUCCACUUUAUCGUGAUCAUUUUCUGCGUACGCAGAACUUUAUUAUGAAAGGUGAUGGACCCUUACCAUAUGCUUAUAGAUACUAUUUGGCCAUAAUUGCAGCCGCACGCCAUCAAUGCCCCUAUCUGGUAAAACGCUACGAGAAGGAGUUCAUUAAUCAGGGCGGCAACAGUGAAUGGCUAAAUGGACUGGACUAUAUACCCGCCAAAUUACGUGCCAUAUACGAUAUAAAUAAAAUAUUAGCCCAUCGUCCCUGGCUGUUGCGCAAGGAGCAUAUCGAGCGUCUGACCAAGGGCAGGAGCAGCUGGUCCCUGUCGGAGGUAGUACACGCAAUGGUAUUGCUAUCGCAUUUCCAUUCGCUCUCCUCGUUUGUGUUCUCCUGCGGUCUAACACAAAAGCUCGAUGGUUUGUCUAGUCCCAAAUUAAAAGGUGCGCCUGUGUCAAUGCCGCCGCAGUCACCGCCGUUGCCGCCGGUCGAUGAUGCACGUCAGCCAACAACCAGUCCCAUUAACCAACAGCAGCAGCAGCAGCAGCAGAAAAAUGUUCUUGGCGAGAUAUCACUGAACAGCAGCAGCGCCGGCGGUGGCAACAAUACAAAGCAAGAUUACAACAAUACAAUGGACAAUAACAAUAGCCGCAGCACUGGAGCCAACAACAAUUUUGGCCAACACUAUUUGGCCACCGCAGAGCUGCAGCCACAGCAUCAAUGUGCCAUUUCUGUGGAGGCAUUGAUGGAGCGCAUGAAGGUGCUCUCCCAGAACCAGGACGAGUGCAGCGAGGCCGAGCUAAGUAAUCGCUUUAAGAGCGUUGAGCUGCAGACCGCAGAGCUGGCAGCAGCUUCUCCCGAGGUUGCUGUUGCACUGCCGCCAAUAAUCUCGCACUACGUGGACGAUGCCAGCUUCACGUACCAGGACUUUGCUCGCCGUGGUGCCGAGAAUAUUAACACAUUUCGCAUUCAGGACUAUUCUUGGGAGGAUCAUGGCUAUUCUCUAGUGGAUGGCUUGUACAACGAUGUGGGCACUUUUUUGGACGAAAAGUUUCGCGCUGCCUACAACUUGACGUACUUUACAAUGGGCGGCAUUAAGAAUGUAGAUACAUCGAAGUUUCGUCGGGCCAUUUGGAAUUACAUACAGUGCAUAUUUGGCAUACGUCACGAUGACUACGACUACGGUGAAGUUAACCAGCUGCUCGUGCGCCCGUUGAAAAUGUUUAUAAAGACAGCCUGCUGCUUUCCGGAGCGCAUUACCACCAAGGAUUAUGAUAGUGUGCUCGUGGAGCUGCAGGAUAGUGAAAAGGUUCAUGUUAAUCUAAUGAUCAUGGAAGCCCGUAACCAGGCCGAAUUACUCUAUGCUUUGCGCGAGAUUAUGCGCUAUAUGACUUGAUCUCAUUAAGUGAUUAAAGAUAUAUAUACAAAUACAUACACAUAACUAAAAACAAUCAAAAACACGCAUGCAUACAUCAUAUAGUUACCACUAUAUAUAUAUUAAAGGCUCCACAUAGAGAGUUGAUGACGAGUUUUUAAUUUUACAAGAGCAUUAAAGAACAGAAUUAAAUGAAAAAAAAACAGACCCGAUAAAAAGUAGUUGCAAUAGAUCCCACUGAAAUUUGUGUCAAUGUGUCAAUCAAUGUAUGUCUCAUCUAUAUAUAUAGUAUAGUCUAAUCAAAUUCGUCAAUGUCUACUUUUUGUGAAUGAAAUUAGAAAUAUACUACAGCUGUUUAUAAUAUUA
Messenger RNA from Drosophila virilis, 3234 nucleotides. RefSeq names its product Sestrin (gene Sesn). The record is from RefSeq and is a predicted model, not a curated record. Gene Ontology annotation, cellular component: nucleus. Gene Ontology annotation, biological process: negative regulation of TORC1 signaling; cellular response to L-leucine; regulation of response to reactive oxygen species. Gene Ontology annotation, molecular function: oxidoreductase activity, acting on peroxide as acceptor; L-leucine binding. NCBI's taxonomy places the organism in Eukaryota, Metazoa, Arthropoda, Insecta, Diptera, Drosophilidae.